AUGCUGGCCGCACGCUGUCAUUUCUGGUGCGAUCCCUGGAACAUCAUGGACUUGUGCCUGGGAUCUGCAGUUUGGUACACCUGUAGUGACGACUUUGUGGCCACUGACAUAGACCAACGUUUGAAGGACGUUGGCUAUCCUUUAAGGUUUGUGGUUGUUGCCUGGGCAGUUGACACGGCGACCUCAGCGUCGCUGCCGGUGGACCCCAUGUUGCUGCGCUUGUUGCGAUUGAUAAAGCUCUUCCGUUUACUGCGACUCAUAAGGAAAGUCAAAGGCUUUGAUUCGUUGUACAUUAUGGUGACCUCCAUCAAAGCGAGUUUCUCUGCUCUGUUGUGGUCAACGGUGUUGCUCUUUGCAGUUCUAGCGACCAUCGCAUUGGUGUUAACCACUUUGGUGGAUGUUUAUUUGAACAACGACAGCAAUCCUUUGGAGGGACGAUUGCGUGUCUUCGAAUACUACGGAACCUUUACACGUUGCUCAUUGACGUUGCUGGAACUGACUCUAGCCAAUUGGGUUCCAGCCUCACGGGUGCUGACAGAAGAUGUCAGUGAGUUCUACACCAUCUUCGUCCUCACCUUUCAAGCGUCCAUGGGAUUUUCGGUGGUCAAAGUCAUCAUGGGAGUGUUUCUUCAGAACACCUUCUCCGUUGCCGCCAACGAUGAUGUGAUUAUGAUGAACUCCAAAGAUCGAGCGCUUCAAACGCACAAGUUGAAGAUGUCCAUCCUUUUCAGCGCAGCUGACAUCAAUGGCGAUGGACGACUAGACUCGGAGGAGUUUGCAGAUAUCCUGGCGGACCCUAUGGUGUCGCGCUGGCUCAGCGCUAUGGGUUUUGACACAUCCAUCAUGGGAUCGGAGGACACUUGGUGGUCGGACCACCGCGGUGCAUUGGGGGUACCUUUUUGUGAUGGGAAGUCGACAUGA
Cladocopium goreaui is the source of this 921-nucleotide messenger RNA. NCBI's taxonomy places the organism in Eukaryota, Dinophyceae, Suessiales, Symbiodiniaceae. The record is from the annotation of a GenBank genome assembly.